Coniophora puteana RWD-64-598 SS2 is the source of this 471-nucleotide messenger RNA. RefSeq lists its product as uncharacterized. Bases 1 to 471 code for a protein of 156 amino acids. NCBI's taxonomy places the organism in Eukaryota, Fungi, Basidiomycota, Agaricomycetes, Boletales, Coniophoraceae. The record is from RefSeq and is a predicted model, not a curated record. The transcript is spliced from 4 exons.
AUGAGCACAAACGCUUCGGAAAACUCAGAUUACAGGUUCAACGCAGAGGCGUUGUCGCUGCGACAAUGGAACGGAAUAAACUACUUCAAUGGCAGACGGAAAGCCUGCGUCGUUAUUUUUGACGACGACAGCCACCUGCAUCUCUCCACUCGCGAGUCAAGCCGGACAAGCCAGUAUUUUUGCUUGCCAAUGUCAAAGGAAUGGACAGUGUAUCCUCUGAAUUUUGGCACAUCUCGAGAAUGGUUGUUGGAAAGCAGAUCUAGGAAGCAUGGCAAUGUCAUUGAGAGAUGGUCGUUGGAAUUUGAUUCGCUCGAGACUCAUGACCGGUUUGGUGUUGUCCUGACCGAAUGUCAGAAUCGCGGGAGCGAAAACAAGCAAGCAAGCGGCAUUCUCGCACAACCUGGAAAACAGGCUCCCGAAGAUAAAUCAGAGCUGGAUGGUGAAAGUUGGGUUAUAAUUGGCCAUCAUUAG